AAAGUAAAUGCACAUGCGUGACGGAUACAAGCGAUCCUUAUCCAAUAUUUCCACUAACAAAUUCAAAUGCUUUGUUGAUUCAAUUUUCCCCUCCUAAAAGGAGAUACUCCCACUAUGAGGCCCAAUCUGACAUUUUUACGUUAUCGCUUAUCUUCAAUUUGCUGCUGGUACGCGUAAGUUGAACAAGUGAAUUCGAAUAGUUACGUACUCGAGUAAUGCAGUAUUAAUAACAAUCGAAUAAGCUGGGAAAAAUGGCAACGAUAGUGCCCACUGUGAAUGAAAUAAAAUUGAAAGCUUUAGAAGCAUUCGUAAAAAAAUUUGGAGAAAAUGCAAAUAUUUGUGUUUGUGCACCAGGUCGUGUAAAUUUAAUUGGAGAGCAUACCGAUUACAAUGAAGGCUUUGUGUUACCAAUGGCAUUACCCAUGGUUACAAUCAUAGUUGGAAAACUUAGUAAUGAUACAAAAACUAGGAUUGUUUCUCUUAACGAGACAGUUAAGUAUGAGAAUGAAGUUGAAUUUGAAGCUGACAUUCGUGAAAACAUUAAACCAGAGAAAACACAAUGGGCUAAUUACAUAAAAGGAUGUAUAGCACAUUUUGUGUGUGAUGUACCAUCUUUCAAUGCAGUGAUUGUAUCAUCUGUACCUGUUGGUGCUGGACUUAGUAGCUCAGCUGCUUUAGAAGUUGCCACUUAUACAUUUUUGGAAGCACUAACUAAUAUACAAUCAAAAACACCAGUGGAUAAAGCAUUAGCAUGUCAACGUGCAGAACAUGAUUUUGCUGGAGUUCCAUGUGGUAUUAUGGAUCAGUUUAUUUCUGUAAUGGGGAAAGAAGGUUGUGCUCUACUUCUUGAUUGCAAAACCUUGGACAUUAAGCAAAUUCCUAUAUCACAAAUUAAUGACUAUGUGUUUCUCAUUACUAAUUCAAAUGUUCCUCAUAAAUUAAGUUCAAGUGCAUAUUGUGAACGUAGAGAUAAUUGUUACAAAGCUGCUGAAAUGUUAAACAAAAAGAGUUUACGAGAAGCAUCUCUAAACGAUAUUCGAGUAUUGGAAUCACAAAAAGUGCCUGAUCUAUUGAUAAGAAGAGCUCGUCAUGUGAUCACGGAAAUUCAAAGAACAGUUGAUGCUGCAGCUGCUCUUGAAAAAGGAGAUCUAAAACUAUUUGGACGAUUAAUGAACGAAAGCCAUGAUUCAUUGAAAAACGAUUAUAAUGUUUCUUCUAUUGAACUAGAUACAUUGGUAUCAGCAGCAAGAGAAGUAAGAGGUGUUUUGGGAAGUCGUUUAACUGGUGCUGGUUUUGGAGGUUGCACAGUAACCUUAUUAGAAAAGGAUGUUAUUGACCAAACAAUUAAGCAUAUAAGAGCGAAUUAUUCAGGAAAUGCAACAUUCUAUAUAGCAAGUCCUUCCAUGGGUGCAAGAAUAUUAGGUAUAAAUUAAACAAAUUAAAAAGUCAAUUUAUAUUUUAAAUACUUAUCAGAAAAUUUGAAAUUUAUUUUUAUAAAUGUAAGUUCUUUAACUUUAAAAAAAAUAUGAUUUUAUAUAGAUGUCUAUAUAAUAAUAUAAUAUUAAUCAGAUUACAAUUUGUAUAUUGUAUAUUGAUUCAAAAUUCAAGUAAGUACGUUUCGGUGUUGAAGUAUUUUCUGAAAUAACGUGUAUCAUAUUCACACAUUCAUUCAUAUAUACAUCUUAUGUCUUAUUUUAUUUACAUUAAAUGAAUUUCUCCUGCAUGAUUGUAGUCUCACAGUAUUGCUCCUAGAUUUUCAUACAUGUUUAAUAUUAAAUCAUACCACCAGUCUAAUAGUUUAACUUAAGGGCUAGUCGAUCAUCAUAUGAAUUCUGCGUUUAUUUACAAAAUUAUUUGUUAUUUAAAAAGAUUUACUAUUACUAAAAAUACAUUGCUUUUCUUUA
Molecule: messenger RNA, 1904 nt
Organism: Megachile rotundata (alfalfa leafcutting bee)
Lineage: Eukaryota; Metazoa; Arthropoda; Insecta; Hymenoptera; Megachilidae
Product: galactokinase
Biological process (GO): galactose metabolic process; carbohydrate phosphorylation
Cellular component (GO): cytosol; cytoplasm
Molecular function (GO): galactokinase activity; ATP binding
Source: RefSeq, a predicted model, not a curated record